AUGCCUACAUUCAGCUACGCGCAAGCUGCGAAGGGCGUGUCCGAGACACCAGUAGCCACCAAGGCGGUUUCUACAGAGCCCGAGAAAACCGAUUUCAAGCCGGAAGAGCAGACCAACAAUGUCUCCGCAGAGUCGGUGCCCACAACCUCCGAGCCGGAUACCCCACAGGAGACCGAGAAGGUGGUUUCUAGUGUUGACCCAGAAGGUGAAUUCACUACUGUGACCAGCAAGGCCAGAUCCAAGGUGCCUCAUUCCAGGACUUCAUCUCCGAGCGUCCGUUCCACCACCACACCGACCAAAGAGGGUGAUUCCUCAAAUACCUCCAACGGGACCCCAGAUGCAUCAUCCGAGAAGCAGGUUCAGGCUGAUACCAAGGCCGAGAAGACUGAAAAGACUGAGAACGGCUCUGAGGAGACCAAAGAAAAGGCUGGAAAAUCGGACAAGGCCGAGAAGAACACCCCACCAAAGGAGCUGAAGGCGGCUCCUCUUCCAACAGUCAACAUCUGGCAACAACGGAAAGAGGCCCAAGAGGCUAAAGCCAAGACUUCACCAGUCCCUGAGUCUGAUAAGUCUGCUUCUGGGAAAGCAACUGAGGAAAACCAGCAAGAUUCUGUGAAGACCUCCAAGAAGAAGUCGGCCGAUGGUGCCCAAGAAAGCAACAAGACCAAGAAGGCUGACGGCAAGGGCCGAGAUGGUGCACUGCCUCCUGUCGAAGAUGCCUCAUCAUGGCCUACACCGCAGGUCGCCAUUGGCGAAGACAAGAAGAAGGCCCAAGAGAAGACUGACAAGACUGAGAAGACCGAGAAGAGCCCAGUCAUGCGACCUCACGGCAAGGAGAAGUGGAUGCCCGUUAACUAUGUCCCCACAGCUGUCUUCAACACCCCCCUCCCCUCCGCUGGCCGUGGAGGAGGUGGUCGAAGACCCGCUCGUGGCGGACGCGAUGGUGGUCGUGGUGGAGCCCAUGGUGCCGGUGCUCCAGCCGGCGACAAGGCUGCUUCUGGUCAGGCUACUCCUACCGCUACCGGCAAGCAGGCCUCUGGAGACCGUGGUCGUAACGAAGCCAACACUAACCGUGCCACAUCUCUCCCCGCACAACCUCGUCGCUCCACCAGCACUGACGCGAACGCCGCCGAGGGACGUAAGGCUCAAGCCGCUGAGCGGAACAACCGGGCUCCCCGCACUGAAGAGGCGGCUGUCGCGAAUGGAAAGCAAGCAAACGGCACCGAGAACGCUAGUCGCGCUCCCCGUGAUGGAAAGCAGUUCAACCGGAACAAUGAUUCUCGCAAUGGCAAAGGUGGUAACUUGACUGUUGAUCCCCAGGCUGCGCCCCGCAACAAUGACCGCCGCUUCGAGUCUGGUUCCAAGUCAGCCGACAUUAACCGCGAAGGUGCUGGUCCUGGUGGCUUCCAGGAGUUCAACCGGGAGCAACGCGGAGGCCGUUCCAACCGGGGCCGUGGGGGUCCUUACUCAGGAGGAUUCGGAGGCCAGAACUCCCAGUUCGGCAACGUUGGAAACAACUUUGUUCCCAAGAACUUUGGCUUCAACGACCGCCAACGAUCCCAGCACAACGUGCCUAACGGCUCUCAGCAGCCCAACCGGAUGCCCAUCCGUUCGCCCUCAUUGCCUGCCUCGGCUGGUGUGUACGGUGGUGUCUACCCCUUCCCUGCUGAUAUCAACACCAUGUACCCUUACCAGGGUGUGAACCCCGGUCCUAUGAGUGCCGUCCCCUUCCAACAGUAUAUGGAGCCCUACUCUCUCAUGUCCAUGCUUUCCAUGCAACUGGAGUACUACUUCUCCGUUGAUAACAUGUGCAAGGACAUGUUCCUUCGCCGUCAGAUGGAUUCUCAAGGAUUUGUUCCUCUCAAUGUGAUUGCCAGCUUUAAGCGUGUCAAGUGCAUGACCGAGGACUUUGAGCUUCUGCGCCACGUCGCCCGCCAACUUCGCAACGUGGAGAUCCAGACUGGUGAGGAUGGCAUUGACCGCCUGCGUCCUCGUGAGAGAUGGUCUCAAUGGGUCUUGCCCUACGACCAACGCGAUGCUGCUGCUCAACAUGACGGUGCUGCUCCUGCACAGUCCGCAAAGAACGAUGAGAACGUUCCCCUCAACAACCACGCCGACGCUGUUUCAAAUGGUUCUUCCAUCAACCCCGGAUCACAACAAUUCAUCCCCAACGGUACCGGCCACAGCAAUCUUCAGACAUCCCUUUCGUCUACUGCCCCAGAGUUUUUGCCUUCGGCGCAGAAUGAAAUUGCCAAUGUAGGGACCCCCAAGGAUUAUUUCCCCUCGCCUAGAGCCCACCCCGGACUGGCAUCCCCUUAUCCUGACUUCGUUCAAUUUCAAAUCGCAGUUAUUGACAAUCCUGGCUCAGCGCGCCGAAUAGAUUCCCGACAACCGACCCCCCCAUCCCUCACCACCUGUAUUAACGAGACAGCAGUCUGGCCAGCUGACUACCUUUCUUCCCUAACUAUUAGAUUUGAUGGGGAGCGCAGGAUGCGUCGCCCGAGCAACUCUUACUCUUACGUUCAUUCAAACAACAGACCACCCUAUAAACAAAGUCAACAUCUGGUCGAGCAGAAUGGAAGGAGCUUCCAUACGCAAAACAAGCCUGCUUAUCUGCAUGAUCAACAUUAUUCCCCUCAAAAUCGAAGUUCUGAGAUUCAAGCCACACCGGUGUGGUCUUCUAUUGGUGAUCCUUUCCAGGAGGAUCCAGCUCGCUACCAAACCUGGGCUGAGGCCUUGAUGAUCAAAUUCGAUUCGCAAAUGUACAAUGAAUUUAGGCGUUCAGCCCUUGAUGAUCUUUUCACACGACACAUCGACAAUGGAUUCAAUCUUCUUCUUGAAUUUUACCGUUCUUCUUUAACCCGUCAUCGUCGAUUUCCCGAUGAAGUUCUUGAUGAUAUGGCGGGCUUGUGCUACAAUGAGCUGCUGAAACCUCGCGAUAAAAUCUUUGAAAUGCUGUCGUCUGCAGUUUUUGCCCGAGAAUUGGAUCACUGCAAUUACGCCCGUGUUCGCGAUGUUUUCAACCGCAAGUUCGGUACUCAAUGGAGACGACCAUUAUCGAAAUUCCCAUAA
Penicillium malachiteum is the source of this 3072-nucleotide messenger RNA. Its product is annotated as La domain family. Bases 1 to 3072 code for a protein of 1023 amino acids. Lineage: Eukaryota; Fungi; Ascomycota; Eurotiomycetes; Eurotiales; Aspergillaceae. Gene Ontology annotation, biological process: positive regulation of translation. Gene Ontology annotation, molecular function: RNA binding. Gene Ontology annotation, cellular component: cytosol; cytoplasmic stress granule. The record is from RefSeq and is a predicted model, not a curated record. The transcript has 2 exons.